This is a messenger RNA of Microstroma glucosiphilum, 714 nucleotides long. RefSeq names its product alpha/beta-hydrolase. The transcript has 2 exons. Bases 1 to 714 code for a protein of 237 amino acids. Gene Ontology annotation, molecular function: hydrolase activity. Lineage: Eukaryota; Fungi; Basidiomycota; Exobasidiomycetes; Microstromatales; Microstromataceae. The record is from RefSeq and is a predicted model, not a curated record.
AUGUCGACACUGUCCGCCUCUGCCACUCCUGUCCUGACUCGCCUGCCAGUCGCCCUGGAAGAGGUUUCCGUCGACCUCGAGGCCCGAGCCGACCCCGCUUGUGCCAAGUACGUUCUCAUCGCUACACGAGGAACCAAUGAGCCUCAGGCUCCCACGGCCCAGCUCACCGGCAUGUCCAACUACACCUUGGGUAACAUCACCGGUGGUAUCGCCUACCAGACCGUCUACCCCGCCGGGGACAACACCCAGCAGAUUGGUGCCGACGAUAUUGUUCGCCGAAUCGAGCAGGGACUGACCGACUGCCCUAGCCAGAAGUAUGUCCUUCUCGGCUACAGUCAAGGUGCCACUGCUACCACUCUCGCCCUUACCAACUACACCAACACCGCUUCUGCUGGUUACAAGGCCAUUGCUGGUGUGCUCCUCAUUGGAAACCCUGCCAAGCUGUCUUACAAGAUUUCCAAUGUGGACCAAUUGGGCGGCUCCCUCACCAACAGUACCAAUGGCGUUUACUCCACUUCGCAACAGCCCAUCCCUUCUGCCUGGUACAGCAGCAAGACCCUUGACAUCUGCUACGUCGACGAUCUCGUGUGCAAUGGCCUGAACUUCUGGUCCAUCAUCAAUGCAUUUGCCAACCACCAAAAGUACUACCAGGCCAGUGUACAGAACAUUGGAGCUGCCCACCUCAUCAAGCAGCUCAAGGCCGCCCUUGCAUAA